This is a messenger RNA of Caenorhabditis briggsae, 783 nucleotides long. Gene Ontology annotation, molecular function: carbonyl reductase (NADPH) activity. The record is from RefSeq and is a predicted model, not a curated record. The coding region runs from base 1 to 783 and encodes 260 amino acids. NCBI's taxonomy places the organism in Eukaryota, Metazoa, Nematoda, Chromadorea, Rhabditida, Rhabditidae. The transcript is spliced from 4 exons.
AUGUCGAACAAGUGCCACCGAUUUGAAGGGAAAGUAGCAAUCGUGACUGCGGCUACAAAAGGAAUCGGUCUCGCCAUUGCUGAAAGACUUUUGGCUGAAGGAGCAUCAGUUGUUAUUGGAAGUAGAAAUCAGAAAAAUGUAGAUGAAGCAAUUGAGUAUCUGAAGAAAAAAGGAUUGACAAAAGUAGCUGGAAUUGCUGGACACAUUGCAAGUACCGACGAUCAACAGAAACUCGUUGAUUUCACUCUUCAAAAGUUCGGCAAGAUCAAUGUUCUUGUGAACAACCAUGGUAUCAACCCAGCAUUUGGUCACAUUCUGGAAGUCUCUGAUCAAGUUUGGGACAAGUUAUUUGAAGUGAAUGUGAAAGCUGGAUUCCAAAUGACAAAACUAGUUGCUCCACAUAUUGCGAAAGAAGGAGGUGGCGCGAUUGUCUUCAAUUCAUCGUAUUCUGCAUACAAGAGUCCACCAGGAAUCGCUGCUUACGGUAUCACCAAGACAGCUUUAGUUGGUCUCACCAGAGCAUUGGCAAUGGGAUUGGCGAAGGAUAAUAUCCGAGUUAAUGGAAUUGCUCCUGGAGUUAUCAAGACCAAAAUGAGUGAAGUGCUUUGGAACGGAGGCGAGGAAUCUGAAAAGGAUCUGACUGAUGCUCAAGAGAUUGCUCUUGGCAGACUUGGAGUUCCAGAAGAUUGCGCUGGAACUGUUGCAUACUUGGCAUCAGAAGACUCUUCAUAUAUCACUGGAGAAAUGAUUAUCAUUGCUGGAGGCGUUCAGGCACGUCUUUAA